Messenger RNA from Pochonia chlamydosporia 170, 621 nucleotides. Its product is annotated as whi5 like domain-containing protein. The transcript has 3 exons. The record is from RefSeq and is a predicted model, not a curated record. Lineage: Eukaryota; Fungi; Ascomycota; Sordariomycetes; Hypocreales; Clavicipitaceae. The coding region runs from base 1 to 621 and encodes 206 amino acids.
AUGCCCUCCUCACCCACAAAGCAACGCGCCGCCCUCGCACCCCUCGACGCGAACGCCAAACCCUCACUCCCAUCUCCCAAAAUGUCCAAAGAUGGAACCACGCCUAUCAUCCCCCUAACCGGCGGCUCAUCCCCCCUCAAGAAGAGCUUCUCACCGUCCGUCACAAGCGGCACCAAGCGCUCCGCCGAGGCCAUGACCUCCCCGGGGACCAAAAAGCCGUGUAUACAAGAGAACACGCGCUCACGAACUACAUCCCCCGCCUCGCCAUCCCUCUUCGACACCUCCACGGAAGGCGACUCAUGGGCCACCACGACCACGGAGCCCGAGAUCGGUAUUGUAAGCGACGCGCCGGCCUUGUUGGCGCCCCGACAACGAGGUAGUUUGACGAGAGAGCAAGCCAGAGAGAAGGCGGAAAUACUACGACUGAGACUCGGCCUCGCGAGCUACAAGGUGCGCACGGGACAAACGACCGUGCCGCUGGCAGAUCUUCAGCGUAAACCGCUGCCCAGGAAGACGGUGCGCGUGCAGUCACCUCGGGAGGACGCGUCGCAGUCGUGGAGACGGUCGAAUUCACCUGCCAGUGUGAGUGGGCUGGUUGGUCUUGCUAUGGGGGAUUCAUAG